UCUGAUCAACAGCUGAUUGUUCUGCUGACGUGCAGCAAACAGUCGCUUCAUUGUGAGGCUUCUCACUCGGCCCCUGCAGGCCGGGUCUUCUCUGUCAAACAGUUAGCAGGAAACCAGAAACAAGUUUUUGCUUUGCAAAUGAGCCGAGCGUCACCGCAGAGAGGUCCACCGCAGGUUUCAUCAGUUUCUUCUGUUUCUCUUCCUCUACCGCCCCCUGAGCGCAGCGAUGGCAGGCGAGAGGAGGACAGAGAUGUGAACGCAGCGCAGGAGGAAGUCAGUUUGGAUCUGCAGGUUCAGGCAGGCAGACACACAGAAAUCGGUCCUGCCAUGUCCUCCAGCGCACCAGAAACGAUGAACGGCGAUAAUUCCACCUCCUGUGACCCAAAUCACAGAGCGGCCAACACGUUCUUCAUCAUCAUCUACAGCCUCAUGUUUCUGGUGGGUCUGGUCUUGAACGGCUUCACGUUGAGGGUUUACUUCUGUGUGGCUCAGCAUCAGGCAUCCAGCAGCGUCACCAUCUACCUGAAGAACCUGGCAGCCUCCGACUUCCUGAUCAGCCUCUGCCUCCCGCUGCGCAUCAUGAACUUCGCCACCAACUCCAGCGUCAUCCGACAGGUCUACUGCAACUUCGGCGCCUCGGCCUUUUAUCUCAACAUGUACGCCAGCAUCCUGUUCAUGGGCUACAUUGCUGCCAACAGUUCCUCUUUCGACACGGUCAGGGUGAUCAGCCCUGGCCAUAAGGUCGGCCGCUUUGAGAAAAUGACCAUUUGA
Messenger RNA from Fundulus heteroclitus (mummichog), 771 nucleotides. RefSeq names its product P2Y purinoceptor 12-like. The record is from RefSeq and is a predicted model, not a curated record. Lineage: Eukaryota; Metazoa; Chordata; Actinopteri; Cyprinodontiformes; Fundulidae. Gene Ontology annotation, cellular component: membrane. The transcript is spliced from 4 exons. Gene Ontology annotation, molecular function: G protein-coupled purinergic nucleotide receptor activity. Bases 139 to 771 code for a protein of 210 amino acids. Gene Ontology annotation, biological process: G protein-coupled receptor signaling pathway.